AUGGCUACAUACAAGUCCUCAUCUAUAUGGCUUGGAAAUGGAAAUAACUCACCGCGCAAUGAAGGAUUGGCAUGUUUUCUUCAGGAUCUGAAUAUUUUCUUUUUCAGCGAAGAACUGGUCUCAAGGUGCCCUCAUUGUAAAGCGGCGAAGAAAACAGUGGAUCAUCUGGCCACUAGAUGUGAACGUAUGCUGUAUCUUGACUACACGAGACGUCAUAAUGAAGGUGUACGCUGUUUACAUCUCCAUUUUUGUCGUCUUUAUGGAUUGAAGAAUCAGAAAAGGUUGAAGACACAUUCAGUGCAGGAGGUUAUAUCGAAUGAAAGAGUUGAGGUACGGGUGGACACUCGAAUCGAGACUGAUUCUACCGUUCGUUAUAACAAACCUGAUUUAUUGGUAUAUGAUAAAAAAGAGAACGUAAUUUGGAUUGUGGAAGUGGGAGUUACUUCUCAAGAUAAUUUACAGCGAGUAGAACUUGAAAAGUUAAGAAAAUAUGAUUUGCUCGCUAAUGAAUUAUCCCUGAUUCACAAGGCCAAAGUGAAUAUAAUUCCUGUUGUCCUUGCAUGGGAUGGCAUUGUGUCUAAAUAUUUUAAAAAAUAUUUGGACUCGAUCAGAGUGAGGGAACAUCUGAUUGCUUAUAUGCAAUCAAUCGCGCUUAAGCGUACGAUGGAGAGCACUGUGCUGGACUUUCGGAGUGGUCUUUCGCAAAUGGAUUAUGAAGCCCGGGUUGAGGAGGUACUCUCAAUAUACGAGGAAGCUAACGGGAUCGGUGACCAAGAGAUCGCGGUGCGUCGACUCGUCGAGGAUGCCUACCAUGUUCCUUUUCUGGAUGGUUCGAAACGAGUUAAAAUUGACGAAAGUGUGAACCCUGGGAUGAUAGAUCGGGAAGAUAGUGGAGCUCGUAGAGUGGACUCCGAAGGCUGA
Octopus sinensis (East Asian common octopus) is the source of this 921-nucleotide messenger RNA. RefSeq lists its product as uncharacterized. The transcript has a single exon. NCBI's taxonomy places the organism in Eukaryota, Metazoa, Mollusca, Cephalopoda, Octopoda, Octopodidae. The coding region runs from base 1 to 921 and encodes 306 amino acids. The record is from RefSeq and is a predicted model, not a curated record.